Molecule: messenger RNA, 780 nt
Organism: Babjeviella inositovora NRRL Y-12698
Lineage: Eukaryota; Fungi; Ascomycota; Pichiomycetes; Serinales
Exons: 1
Coding region: 478-669 (63 amino acids)
Source: RefSeq, a predicted model, not a curated record
CAAGAACGCUGCUGAUCUAUAACGGCUUAACAGCUCAUCCGGUAUAGCUUUGGCUCUGGACUUGGAUUGAGUUUUUGGGUGUCUAUCUGGCACAUGGAUGUGGGGACUUUCAGCUACGCUACCACAGCGGCUGAGAAGCACAGCCGUCCUGGUGGUUUUUUUAGCGCACCCUUCCGUCAUGCACGCGUGUAGUCAAGUCCAAAGGGUUUGCUUGCUGAUACUCCGCCGCAGAUCCCUUCUAAUAAUUGACGAAGCUACAUGAAGAAAGGCAAAAAAAAAAAUACCAUGGGAGGUUGCAAUUUAAGUUGUGACAGUUCGCAGCGGGCUCCAAUUGAUGCCGUAUGGGAAUCUCAAGACCUGAAACUUGAUACGACCCAGUAACGGUGCUGGAUCACUCUACUGCGGUACACAUAGAGCUUGGCAUACCGCCUACACGAACUUUCAUCCCUGACACGGCGGUGGUGCUGGGUAUAAGACAUGGUGACGCAUUGCUGGUCGCGUAAACAUGCUCGGUCAUACAUCCCUGUUUAUACCAUACCUGGCACGCUUGGUUUGAAAUAUCGAGGCAUAGCUGAUAAACCCCCUAUUCCUGGCACAUCUCCCGGAAUUUCAUUUAUGGCUAAUCCAGCUAAUCACGAGAACAAUAGGGAUUUUGCAGCCAUCCUGUAAGCUAGGUUUGCGCGAGUGCACCAGCAGAGCAAGGCUGCACUAGAUGCGAGCCACAGGCGCUAAAUGUAUGCAUCUCGAGCUGAAAAAGGAGGGUACUUGGAAGAUUCCAAC